Molecule: messenger RNA, 2016 nt
Organism: Hyaloscypha bicolor E
Lineage: Eukaryota; Fungi; Ascomycota; Leotiomycetes; Helotiales; Hyaloscyphaceae
Exons: 1
Coding region: 1-2016 (671 amino acids)
Source: RefSeq, a predicted model, not a curated record
AUGUUUUAUCAACAUUCAAAUGGUUCGACCACUCUCCCGAGAGGAUUUCGGUUUCACGAGCCGCGAACUCCUGAGCCACAGGCCGAGGACGAACCUCAAAUACCCUCGCCCCCUCGACCACGCCUGAAGGUCCGCCGACGCAAUGUCUCCAAUCUACAAGCUCCUACCGAUCACUUCCUUGCCUCUGUUGCUGCUGCAGAUGUACCGAUCCCGACCAUCGAACUUCCACAAGCAGCGCAGAAUAUAUCGGAGGACCAGGAUAUGCCCGAUCGGGAAGACCUUUCGAGCACAUCUGGACUCCUUGCCCCCCAAGCACAAGACUACAGAUUCUUCUCGCCACCCAGGACGCCAAUGCCUACCUUUCCCUCGGAGGAAGGCGCUUCUCAACGUCCCGAUUGGUCUAUGGGUACUCCUUCCCCCGCGGAAGAUUACUUCCAACGACCAUCAUCCGCUCUUUCGAAUGCCUCCUCAGAUGAUUCAUUCUAUAGCGGCAGUCGAUUCUCCCGGCCCUCUGAUGAUGGUAGCUGUACGAGUCCGGAGUCUGAUAUUGCUGAUCCAUUUCAAUUCCCUAUAUCAAAAGGCAAGGGCAAAGCCGUUAUUCUCGAUGAACCCGUUCAACUCUCCACAUUGAAUGGCAAGCUUCGCAGCAAGACGAAAAAGGAUGCAAAAUGGACCAAGGCUCAGAGCGCUCACCUUUGGUCAACAUAUCUCCUCUACCUCCAAGAUCCGACCGUCACCCCUUUCCGCAUUGGUGCCAGCUGUAUCCCUCCUGAGGGGGUGUGCCAUCGAGUUGCCAGAGAGACGAAGAGAAGCUGGAAGGGCCAAAAAGUGGCUCCGGUACUUCGACGCUCUUCGAGAUUGAGCUCUGUCGUUUCAUCACGUGCUUCGGAAAAGAGUGGCAGUUUGACACCUACUGGAGAGCAUCCAAAGGUGUAUGCUGCAUGGUCACAUUCAAGCGCUGCCACUCGGAAUCAUUUAAGAGAGAUGUGUAGAAACAAGGACAACACUCCCGUUUCCCGACAUCGUCAUAUGCAAUCGCGGAGCCCGACCCCAUUUACCAAGUCAACCAUUCGAGCAAAGCAAACUCCAGAGCCUCACACCUCGAUUUUCAGCACAAUGGAUAUUGCCAUGUCUCUCACUACUAGCACUGCUGAGAGCAUGCAACCGGAUGGUCCCCUUGCAAAGUUAGCUGCUGAUGAUUCAGAGGACAUUCCGACUCUGACCUCGAGCUUUCCACCCCUGGAGGAAUUCAAACCUCUCAGCUUUGGCCAAUCUCGGGGUUUGGCCAUUUCUAUGGACGAGAAUCGUGGCCGCAAACUUGGAUCGCCAUUCAUUGCUCGUACGUACGGUCCUAGUUCUUCCAAUACCCUCAACGCCUCUGAUCGACCUUCACCACCACGAACGCAAUCCGAUACCUUCUCAGCACCUCAUCUUGGCUCACCUCUUCGUUUCGACAAGCCUCGCUCUUUGAACGGCACUCAGAAGCGACGAGCGCAGCAUGAUUUGGAAGAAGAGCUAAGUCCCAACGGAGCGAUCGUCCGACCUACCAUCCUAAACGAGCAAUUCUUCGGCACACCCCUCAAUCAACGACGAGUCCGAAGCCGCGGUUUCUCUCUCGGCGACGAAGCCCUUCGCCACAGGGCUCCCGGCGCCUCUCCCUCCAAGUUCGAAGCUCCACCACCUCGAAUAAAGCUCCCAUCUCCCACCCCUCAACCCUGCACAAAAACCGCCGCACCUAAGCUGCUCCCCUCCGCCACCUUUGAGCCUCCCCGCCUGGGAUCCCCAUUCACGGAGUCAGGACCCUCAACCUUCCCACGCCGCCUCAUCCAAGACCCCACCGCUACCGUUCGCCGCUCCGCUUUCGCAACCAUGCAUCAAACCCGCAGGUCUAUCGAAUCUUUCGAUUUCGGUGAAGGCCCGAGUUUGCAGAGUAGGCUCGAGCAGCUGGAUAUGAAGCUCAAACAGAUUCGCGAGCGAGAUGCGAGUACCAAGGGGAAGCGGCAGGCAAGCGAAUAA